This is a messenger RNA of Cyclocybe aegerita, 621 nucleotides long. The record is from the annotation of a GenBank genome assembly. Lineage: Eukaryota; Fungi; Basidiomycota; Agaricomycetes; Agaricales; Hemipholiotaceae.
AUGGGGAUAUCGCCAGGUCUUCCCCAUCCUUCGCCUCUUUUCCCAAGCCCGACACGCAUAUGCUUCUUGCUGUCAGAAAGCAUCAUGCGUCCUUCCACUCUCGUAUCCCUCGUUGCAUUCACGUUCGUUACCUCUACUCAUGCGUCACCAAUAUCUGCGGAGCUCUUGAACUCUCGUGAUCAAGGCGUAGUCGUAGCUCGUGGCAAUGACGAUGCCCCACCGGCCUGGAAGCGAGGCGAGGAUAGUCCUCCACCAUGGAAGCGGGCAGAGGCUGUCCCACCGGCUUGGAGGCGGGGAGAAGAGGUUCCUCCAGCGUGGAGGCGUGAAACUACUGGCGGUGUUGGAACGGUUGACUGGAGGCGUGACACCCCGGCACCUGGUCCACCGGAUUGGAGGCGUACCGACGAUUCCGAAGAGCUUCCUCCCCCGCCCUGGAAGCGUACCGACGACGCUCCCGUUCCACCUCCAUGGAAGCGAAGUGAGGACGACUCUCCAGUUCCUCCUCCGUGGAAGCGUACGGAAGACACUCCAGUCCCUCCACCAUGGAAACGCACCGACGACGCACCAGCUCCUCCACCUUGGAAACGUGUCGACAAUGCCCCCGCCCCUCCUCCGUGGUAG